UAUUACCCUUACUCAAUGACAAUAAUAAACAAAGGCAAGGAAACCGUGUAUCCAAAGAUCAAAGAAGUCUUUGAAGCUAUUGAUCUUUCAAGCAACAAAUUCAAUGGAAAGGUUUCAGAAUUCAUUGGGAAUCUAAAUGGCCUCCAAUUGCUCAAUCUUUCCAACAACAACCUCACUGGUCAUAUCCCACUGUCACUAGGAGACUUGACAACACUUGAGUCGCUUGACCUUUCUCAAAACAAGCUCUCGGGACAAAUACCUUGGCAACUAACACAACUCACUUUCCUUGGAUCAUUUAAUGUCUCACAUAACCAACUUACAGGGCUUAUACCUCAUGGUAAUCAAUUUGAUACAUUUGAGAAUAGUUCAUUCGAUGGAAAUUUAGGAUUAUGUGGAAAUCCAUUAUCAAAGAAAUGUGAAAAUCAUGAGCAAGCGCCUCUACCCUCUUCAGGCAUUAAAGAAGUUCAAGACUCUUGGUUUCACAUUGAAUUUGAUUGGAAAAUAAUCCUCCUGGGAUAUGUUAGUGGCCUUAUAAUCGGGGUGGUUGUUGGAAACGUUGUGAUUGAGAAGAUGCAAUGUUGGUUUGUAAGAACUUGAAGAAGGCAACUUAAAAGGUGAAGGCAUUCAUACGGGUUUGAAUCUGUCAUGAUGUGCUUCAAAGAAUUUGAUCUCUGUA
Molecule: messenger RNA, 676 nt
Organism: Quercus robur (English oak)
Lineage: Eukaryota; Viridiplantae; Streptophyta; Magnoliopsida; Fagales; Fagaceae
Product: receptor-like protein 43
Exons: 2
Coding region: 16-597 (193 amino acids)
Molecular function (GO): protein binding
Source: RefSeq, a predicted model, not a curated record